GGGAUCGCCGAGCCUGGAGAACAGCUGAGCAGCGGCGGAGUGACGCGCGGGGGAGGGACUGGCAGGAGGAGGACGGCGACCGCGUCUAGGCGCACACUUCGCGCGGGAGGGCGCCCGUCCCCACUCGCUCGCCGCAGUCCCGCCCCCGCGCCCGCUGCGCUGCCUCCAGAGGCACCUCUCCGCGGAGGCACACGGAACCCUCUUCUUGCCCACGGACGGCGACGUCCUGCCCACCCGCACGGACGGGCUGCUGGACCCAGCGGAAGGAAGAAGAGUGCGGCGAGCCUGAGCUGCCGGGGGCGGGUCCAGGCUCCGGGAGCCGCGCCGACCGCGCAAACCGCGCGGAGCCUUCGGACAAUGGGGCCGCGGCGGCUGCUGCUCCUCGCGACCGGCCUCAGUCUGUGUGGUCCGCUACUGUCCGCUCGCACCCGGGCCCGCAAGGCAGAAUCAAAAGCAGAAAAUGCUACUGCAGUGCCCCGGUCAUUUUUACUCAGGAAAUCCGUUGAUGUAUUUGAACCAUUUCCAAAUGAAGACUCUGAGGAGAAAAACGAAAGCUGGAUAACUGAAGACAGAUUAAGUUUCAUCAAUAAAAGCAACCCUCUUCAAAAACGACCACCUGUGUUCAUUUCAAAAGAUGCCUCUGGAUAUCUGACCAGCCGCUGGUUGACUCUCUUCAUCCCCUCCGUUUAUACGGGCGUAUUUAUAGUGAGCCUUCCUCUAAACGUCCUGGCCAUCGUCGUGUUUGUCUUGAAAAUGAAGAUCAAGAAGCCGGCUGUGGUGUACAUGUUACAUCUGGCCACGGCAGAUGUGCUGUUCGUGUCUGUGCUCCCCUUCAAAAUCAGCUACUACUUUUCCGGAAGCGAUUGGAAAUUUGGGUCUGAAAUGUGUCGCUUCAUCACGGCAGCAUUUUACUGUAACAUGUACGCCUCCAUCAUGCUCAUGACAGUCAUCAGCGUCGACCGGUUUCUGGCUGUGGUGUAUCCCAUCCAGUCCCUGUCCUGGCGCACUCUGGGCAGGGCUUCCUUCACUUGUCUGGCCAUCUGGGCUGUGGCCCUCGGGGGAGUGGUGCCUCUUCUCCUCAAAGAGCAAACCACCCGGGUCCCGGGGCUCAACAUCACCACCUGUCACGAUGUGCUUAACGAAACCCUGCUCGAAGGCUAUUACGCGUAUUACUUCUCAGCCUUCUCGGCUGUCUUCUUUUUUGUGCCACUGGUCAUUUCCACAGUCUGUUACGUGUGUAUCAUUCGCUGUCUUAGCUCUUCCACAGUUGCCAACCAGAACAAGAAGUCCCGGGCUUUGUUCUUAUCAGCUGCGGUUUUCUGCAUCUUUGUCAUUUGCUUUGGACCCACGAAUGUCCUUCUGAUUAUGCAUUACUCGUUCUUUUCUCAUAAUUCCGCCACAGAGGCUGCCUACUUUGCCUACCUCCUCUGUGUCUGUGUCAGCAGCAUAAGCUGUUGCAUUGACCCCUUGGUUUACUAUUAUGCAUCCUCUGAGUGCCAGAGGUACCUCUACAGUAUCUUAUGUGGCAAAGAAAGUUCUGAUGCCGGCAGUUACAACAGCAGUGGCCAGUUGAUGGCAAGUAAAAUGGAUACCUGCUCUACUAACUUGAAUAACAGCAUUUACAAAAAGCUGUUAACUUAGAAAAAGAGACUGUUGUUAGGUUAAAAAGGAAAGGUUAAACAAGUGAAUAACAUGAGGUUUCUAUUAAAUCCUGUCAAAAAAAGUAUUUACUUCACCAUCUAAAACAACACAUGUAUGAUUCACAUUCCUCCUUCUUUGGUGAGUCAUUGAGCAUACAUAUUUGUUAAUUACAGGAAACGAUAACAGAAAUGGAAGACAGUGUUAUUCAGAGGGAGUAUUGCCAAUGCUACAGCAAUAGCCGAAUAUUACUUUUUGAUAUAUUUAGGUGAUUUAUAUAUAAAAAUAUAUAUAUUAUUUGCAGUGCAUUAUGGAUAGGCACUUUGAAAGUCCCCUUUUUUUCCCAGAAAUUGUGAAAAUAACCUCUGAUUUAAUAUACAAGUUCUAGGUUGGUAGAGUUUAGUGCUGAACAUCUGAACAUGCCCACCAAUAGUGCCACAUUCGUAGUUCGGCUUUAUGCAGCUUUUGCAAAUAACUGCAGCGUGAAAAUGUCUGACAGCAAUGUUUACAUUAUUAAGGGGUAAGGCUUAGUAUUAUCUGUGUGUAGAAAGAGUUUUAGUGCUUUUCAUUUUAAACAUAUCAAAGUUUGAAUUCUUAAAAUUAUUGUAACAGAUGAGGAAAAAAAAACCCUUUAGAUAUGGGUAGCAUUUUUUUUAAGGUUUGAAACCCUGCAUAUAGAAACCAAGAAUGAGUGUAAGUCCCACUAGUGACAUGUGGUCGGCCAUCCAAGCAGCCCACCCUUGGAUCUGUGCCUGUUCACGCUGCUUAUUCUGAUGGAGGACCCCAAAUGGUAGAUACGUGGCAGGGCCAUUUCAGACACAGACUGGCCAGAACCCUCCGGCCUCAGAUGCUGGCGGUUACAGCUGAGCAUCCCAGAGAGCAGAGAGAUUGGGAGUGGUUGGGGGCUCAUCAUGCUCAUUAGAAAUUGGCAAAAACGGACAUACGUCCUGGGAGGUGGCAAAUAUAAAAGAUUUCUCUACCCAUUAUAAGAACAGAGAAAGAAGGAGGGUUCACUUCCAGUAAUUAUCCUGCAAGGCAAGUUCUCAUGUGGAAACACUCAGGAGCAAACAUGAACACCUUCUCUGUGCUGUGGGCACACUGAAUGGUGCUGGGGAUACAGAGUUGAGUGAGGCUCACACCUGUCAUCAAGAAAACCCAGUGUACAUGGGAAUCCUGUAGUUUAUGCAUGAUUAUUCUAUAAACCCACAACUUCUCUAACAGAAAAGAAAAACCACAGUAGACCCACACAUAAAUAGUUUGCAAUAGAGUGUGAUACAUGAGUAAUAAAUGUCAUUGUAAAAUAAGUGUUUUUAGCCAGUGUCACCAAGCACGUUUCAUAGAAGGAAGGCCUGUCAAAGAACUUUGAGCAUUUGGGUUAUUUCUUCCUGUUGAGAUGAAAAGAUAAUGUAAUACAGGAAGUGUAUUUUUUAAAAUAAUUCCUUCAGUCAACAUUAACUGGAUACUUUAUUUAUAAACUUUUGCCUGAUAAAUUCAUCAAAUCAGUUUUUUUUGAAGAAUCAAUUAUGUCAGUCUGAUGAGAAAUAACAGAAGAAAAUGGAAUUGACUUUGAAAUCCAGCAAAACUCUUCUCUAUUUCCCACUCAUUUUUCUCAAAAAUUAAUGAAAUGAUUUAUAAAGACAUUUUUUAACCCCAUGAUGAGUAUUAAGUACAGCAAAUUAUCAAUUGAUUUGACAAAUAAUUUGAAAGUCCGGUUGAAAUGUAUUUUUCUCCUUAUGAAAAAUGAUUGGGAAAAAAAACCAAAAAAUGGAAAGGUAGAAGGCAAAUGUUUACCUAU
Messenger RNA from Choloepus didactylus (southern two-toed sloth), 3433 nucleotides. It is a transcript of the gene F2R, whose product is annotated as coagulation factor II thrombin receptor. Gene Ontology annotation, cellular component: membrane. Gene Ontology annotation, biological process: thrombin-activated receptor signaling pathway; phospholipase C-activating G protein-coupled receptor signaling pathway; blood coagulation. Gene Ontology annotation, molecular function: thrombin-activated receptor activity. The transcript is spliced from 2 exons. Lineage: Eukaryota; Metazoa; Chordata; Mammalia; Pilosa; Megalonychidae. The record is from RefSeq and is a predicted model, not a curated record. Bases 358 to 1641 code for a protein of 427 amino acids.